Messenger RNA from Strongylocentrotus purpuratus (purple sea urchin), 10060 nucleotides. RefSeq names its product calcineurin-binding protein cabin-1. The transcript has 46 exons. Gene Ontology annotation, cellular component: nucleus. Bases 104 to 9439 code for a protein of 3111 amino acids. Gene Ontology annotation, biological process: chromatin organization. Gene Ontology annotation, molecular function: nucleosome binding; protein binding. NCBI's taxonomy places the organism in Eukaryota, Metazoa, Echinodermata, Echinoidea, Camarodonta, Strongylocentrotidae. The record is from RefSeq and is a predicted model, not a curated record.
GGACGAGGUCUGCUUUGUUUUCAUUGCAUUGAUUCCCAUCAAUUUGAUUUUUCAAAAGUUAUGCUUCUGGAGGUGAUGAUGACUAAUGUGACAAGACGGUAAGAUGCCUAUCAUACGCACAUUGAAGGAAACGGGUAAUAGCUAUGAGGCUGCAAAGCAAAGAUUGCUAGAGGCUACAGCACAUCUUGAAGAUGAUGAGGGCACAGUAAUAGCAACUGGUGUCCGAGUGAAAGCAAAAAGAAAUCGGAUCAUUAGCGAUUCCUCAUCCUCCUCUUCAUCCUCCUCGGAUGACAAGCGGGAUGAUGACGAUGGCGACGAUGAUGCAGAUGAUGAUGAUGAAGAUGAAGAAGAUAUUAUAUCGCAGAAAAGACAGCGAGGCAGGGAAAGGAAACUGCUCAGGAAUCUUGAGAAGGAGAUGAAGAGGAAACGCACGAUUGUGUCCAUCAGCCGGCCGUCCUUGUACAAACGUACUGAGAUGCACUCCAUUACACCAGCCAAACCAAAGACCAAGAAACCCAAGUCUGCUAUGUCUAUGAUCUCGGCCUUGAACGAUUAUGGCGAGGAUUCAGACAGCGAUGAAGAAUCAGAAGUAGAGCUUACUAAAGAAGCACAGGAAGAGGAAGCUUUCUCCCUGUACAAGAAAGCGCUCGAGUUCCAACGCAGCGGAGAUGUCCAGAAGGCUCAAGAAACUUACAAAGACCUCCUACAAACCAGAUUCCUUUCAAAGGUAAAGGCGUCUCAAGAGGAGCGAAGGGGAGGAGUUACCAACACGGCGAUAACCCUGAAAUACUCAAGCUAUAAGAAUCUUGGUAACCUGGCAAUGGGAAAGGACGACACUGAUACUGCCAUGGAAAACUAUCUGGAGGCGGUCAGUUUAGACAGUACGGACGUCACCCUCUGGUACCGGAUCGGCACCGUAGCGGUCAAGCUAAGCCAGCUAGCCUUGGCCAGGGUGGCCUUUGAGCAGGGCCUAAGAUGUUCCAAGUUUCAUUGGCCUUGCCUGGACUAUCUCUGCACUGUGCUGUAUGCCAUCAACGACUAUGUCACUUGUCUGUACUACAUAGCCCAAGCACUUGAGAAGGACAAACGAUACACCAAAGGUUUUGCCCUGAGAGAUCAGAUGUACUCUGAGCAGCCUUGCCUGAGAAGAGAUUGCCUGGAUCUGUUCAAACACUGUGAAAAUGAUGUCUUUUACUAUGAAGUACCCAAAGAUAAACGACAAAAGAUAGUAGAUGAAGCCUUAUCACUAAGGUAUAAGAGACAGGAGCUUGCCAAAGCACCACCCUUGCCGAGGAUCAAGUUCCUUCACCCUCUGACAGAAUUAAAGUGGAAACCUCUUGGAGAAAGACUAGUUGCCCUUUAUGAUCACAUGACAUCGAAGGAUCCACCAAUGAGCCUCGUCACAAUAAUUGAUCUGGAGGAUUACAAGUCUAAAGAGACAGCUUCCAAAGCAGCCAAAGAUGUCACACCAGAGAGAGCAAAGAUGGGGCCUUCUCCUGCUCCAAUGGAUGUAGAUCCCUCCGAUCAAAACAAACCUGCAGCAUCCCCCGUGUCUGGUAGUAGGGAAGGUGAUCAAGAGGACCGUCAGAUACCCACAGACACCCCAGAGCACAUGGGGGAGCAGACCCCAGGACAGAUGGGUGAAGAGGCCAAAGAGGCUGAAGAACCACAGCAAGCAGAUGCUGAAGAAUCUAUGGAUGUGGAUGUGGAAACAGUGCUAGAUGAGAAGACCAAAACUGAAGAGAGCAAGACGACAGAACCUGCCGAGAGUAAGACGAUGACAGAAGAUGCGGGUACAUCAGAACAGACCCUUGGAAGUUCUGCACUGACCCUCAAACAGCUUGCUGAAGCCUAUCUGAAGAGCCGAGGAGUUCAAGAAGAAGGAACUGACCUGCCAGGGGAUGCUGCGUCUGCAUCAGCUGUAGAUAUGGAAAAAGAGCAGGAACCUCCUGACAGCACCACUGCAGUGCUAGACUCCACCCCAGCCAUUUCAGACCUGCCCAACAUGGAGCUGCAGGCAGACAGUGCAGCAGGGAGCAGCCAGGAUAGCAUCCAGCAGUCUGGUAGGGAGUCUACCAUGGGCGAAUCAUCCCAGGACAAGACGAAGAUCCAGCCUGAAGAUGCGGUUGCGAUGGAUGCGGAGGAUAGCCAGGCAGAGAAGAGCCGGAGAGGGCAGAAGAGAAAGAGGUUGCUGAGGGACAUGCCUGCCCCUGGGAAGCGCCGCUCAGCUAGGGUGCGCAACACAACAGUCAAGAAAAAAGAAGAAGAGGAGAUAGUAAACUAUACUGAGGUACUCCGCCAGUUCCUUCCCUCGACUCUCCUGGUCAGCGAUGACGAGGAGGAGGAUCUACAGCUCAAGAAGUCAGGGGAUAAGGAUUCUAAGGAAAUAGAUGUAAAGAAAGCGAGAGAAUCUCCAGUAAAUGAGAGAGAUUCCUUUGGAGCCGUGGAAAUAGACGAUGUUCACAGUUUACUGGUAGAAUGUCAAGUGAACAAUGGCAUCAUCGAUGUGAUGAGCAGAUACCUGGAAAGACUGGUUGCCAAACAUGAUCUCAAGUGGCCUGAUGGAUUGGCCGCAGUGUAUCUGGAUGUGUACAAGAGAUUGAGAAAGCAUAUCAGUCUCCCUGAAUUGCUCUGCUGUGAUGAAGAUGAAAUAGUUGUACGAGAGAUGAGUAUGAUGUGCCUUCUAUCGGCGGAGUUCAACCUAGAUCAGUGUCUGUCUGCUAAGACUAACGGCAAUACGCCUGCCGCAUCACCAGCCAUGCUCGGUGCAAACACCACAACCUGCACCUACAAGUGGGGAGAGCACCAUGAAGACGAUAUGAUGUACCUCCAGGAGCUCACCUUGAUGCAAUACAUGCUACCAGACCUGUGGCCAGUGAUACCGGCAAGAGUUUACUGGCUGAAGGCUCGAUAUUAUCGGCAAAUUGGAAAAACUGCUGAUGGAGAAGAUGCUUUUGAGAGGUGCAAGGAAGUGUUGAUGAGAGAGGAGGAGAGAAGGAAGGAGGAUAGACAGCGUGCAAAGGAAGGGAAAGUGGAAGAGGAGGAGAUGGAGACGGAUGAGACGGAUGGAGCCAAUGAACGGAGACCAGCUAAGGUGGCAGUGGCUAACAUCAAGCAUGGAGCUUUGAUAUCUAUAGCAAGCAUCACAUCCGAGGUGGAGUCCCUGCAGCGCUGCCAGAGCCUAGAGCAGCUCCAGCGCCUCCACGCCUCCGGUGACCACGGCAAGGUGGUGGAGCUACUCCGCCCGACCAUCAGACACACCCCUAGGCCGGUCCGCCCUGAGAACACACCCGAGAGGUGCUCUCAGCUACUACUACUCAUCCAGUCACAGAUGGAACUCAAGGAUGCCAAGGAGAGUAUAUUCUGCUGUGUCCUGGGUAUGGUGGAGACAUGGCAAGGUGUCCAGAGAGAAGGGAUGCAAGUCUUUCAUCAACUCUGGCUCGAAACACUCAACAAAACACUUACCCAUCUUCAAAAAGCCUUUGAGUCGUGUGAGAUCAGCUCCCUGGGUGUAGGAGGUACAGGAUUACUCAGGAAGGCAGUCAAUGUCCUUAUCAAGAUCAUUGAAUGGACCAUGUACCAGGCCGACGUCAAUGAGACAACCAACGCAACAUCGGUCAUGCCAUGGGUAGUACUCUACCACACCAUCAAGUAUGAGGAAGAUCACCUAGCAGCUAAAAGCCUGCCCUCGUCUGACCAUGAGGGUGAAGAGGGUAUUCAUUCACCGAGCACAGUCCCGAUGUUACCGUCGUCCCUCAUGCUCCUGGAGAACGCACAUGACUAUCUAGGAAGACAAACCUGGUGUUGUAACUGCGAUGGUGCCCUUCUGAAGCUCUACAUCCGUGUCCUGAGCACCGAACUGGGCAAGUACUCUGAAGACGAGAGACAUCCAUUCUUCAGUGACCUCAAACACACCUUGGAACAGUGUUUCUUCUGUCUGUACGGACACCCGACCAAGAAGACCAAGACCAGACAUCUUCAGGACCACGGAGCUAUAGAGGUCCAGCUCGACUGGUCCAACUGCUGCUACAUCUUCGACUACUUCAAGCCCAAGAUCUUCCCAGAGUUUGACAGCUACAAGACCAGUUCCAUGUCCGCUGAGCUGGAAGGCCUCUUGCUCAAGAUCUCUAAGGUCAUCCCCCAAGACGCAAGGCCUGAGAACGCUCUGGAACUGGUCCAGGGCUACGUCGACGGGAGCAACGAGAAUGCACCAGCGAUACCUGAAGGAUCACAAGGUACGGAGUUCAACUCGGUGGUCAAGGAGCUCUACUAUCUGCUGGCUGACUUUCACUUCAAGAACAAAGACUUUGGGAAAGCAAUCAAGUUCUACCUCCACGACCUAUGUGUGUCUCCAGACCGCUUGGACAGCUGGGCAGGCAUGGCCCUGGCUCGUGUUGGACGGCUGGAUCUCAAACUAAACAACUCUACAGACACUAAGAGCGAUGGACCGAUCUUCAAGCAUGGAGUAGCAGCUCUGCGAUGCUUCAAGCGAGCUCUAGAGAUCGACGCCACAAACUAUGCCUUAUGGAUUGAAUAUGGUUCCUACGCAUACAUCCUGCAUUCACACGCCUCUAGGCAAAUCAAGCAGAAGGACCAACUGAAGAUCAGUGAUGAAGACAUCACCUCUCUAAGCGUGAAACAGGCCGAGAUGUUAGAGCAGGCUGAGCACUGUUUCAGGCAAGCCUCGACGUGUGAGGGCGAAGGAGAUGAAGAAUGGCUUGUUCAUUAUAUGCUGGGCAAGGUGGCUGAAAAGAGACUACUCAUGGAGGAGAGCUUGCGUCAUUAUCUGAAGGCGAGUUAUCAUCUUCAUGAAAGCGAGGCGAGAUACCCGAAGAAGAUCCCCUACCACAACCCAACAGACUUCUCGCUAGAAGCUCUGGAGAUGUACUUCAGAAUCCACUCAGCAAUCUUGAAGCUUGUCCAGUGCUCGCUGCCAGGUACAAAGGUCAAGUUGGAUGCCUACGGAACACUAGAGGGCCUCGUCCAAGAAGCCGCACAGCUUCCCUUCGUCAGGGCCGAGGAGAAGAAGAGAGAACCGAGUAGUGAACCAUCAACUGAUACUGAGCAAGAUGCCAGGAUACGUCCUCCCAAGCCUGACACGCCUCCUAGCCUGGCACCAAAGAGGCGUGGCAGCCCCAUCUAUGUUGCCACACCCCAGGAUCAUGACUACCUUCAUGAGAAAUACCGCAGAUCUAGGUCAAGUCAAGAGGAACCUACUACAGACACUGCUUCCGAGAGUGACAUUUUCUCUGGUGACGAGAGCAUGUCGUCCUUUCUCUCCGCCCAGCGGAGCACGAUUACGUUGCGCCCCGUCCCAGCCCGUCGUGCCCUAUCUGCGGCAGAGGCGCAAGCCGUUCCAACCACGCCCGAUGGAACGCCCUCUAUUGUAGGGAUGGGAGAGGACGGGAAGACAAGAGGUGAAGAUGGGAUGAGUGGAGGAGUUUCCGAUGCUGAACAGCCUGAAAAAGAUCAGCCUGAAGGUAGAACAACCACUGAAGACAUCGUCGCUCCUUGUAAAGAUCCCAAGCUGGAGAUCCCUGCCAUAGUCGUCUCCAAACCGAGCCCUGAAGCGGAAGCUGUGAUUGAAAGGUGUGAAUCUCCUGAAAAUAAGGACAAUGUCUCUAUGACCUCAGCUGAGAUUAGGCAAGAAGGGACCGAGAAACCUGAUGAGCUUAGAGCUGAGAUGGAUCUGACUGUGGUCUCUGCGCCAUCUGAUGAUGCGGAACCCGGUGAUCCAGGACAAGCUGUCGUCAUGGACACAGAAGAGGUAAAGGAACCUAUUCCUGCUUCGAGAGGAGAAGAGAUAAACCAAGAUGGUAUGGAGAAGACUGAUGUACAAUCUCCAGUUGCUAUGGACAUGGAUGAAGCAGAUACUACUGACCAGAAUGAAGCUGAGGAAUCCGUUGAUGGGAAUAGAGGAGGUCUAGAGGAGACGAAAGAAGUUCUGAAGAGGACCUUGGAGGGAAAUAUUUCUGAAGAGAAAAUGGAAAUUGGAUCAUCAGGAGAUAUCGUAGAACCAGAGGAAGGAGAUGAAAGAGGUAAAAUGGGAAUCCAAGAGAAUCUGGAGAUCAUCAAAGGAGGAGGAGAAGAUGGAGGACAAGGAGAAGUCAAAGAAGCAGAUGAUGCAGAAGAAUUGGCACUUCUGCAGAAGCCUAGUGUUGAUGAAUCCAAAGAGGAUAAAAAUAAGAAAUCUGAAGUCGUAGAAGAUGUAGACAAAGUCCUUUCAGGAGAGAUGGAAGCUGAUCAAGGUUCUGUUCCGGCGCAGGGUCAGAUGAAGGUUGACGUGCAGACAACUCAUCUUGAAGACCAGGAAAAGGAUCAAAGGAAAGAAGAAGAGCCAGAAGACAUCGCAAAAGAACCGACGACCCUCAUUUCCGAUGAGAAGAAGGAAGGGGAGAUUGUGGAGCUUGGUUCCAAAGAAAAAUUGUACAGUGAUGCCCCAACUCUGGAGUCUAUCUCUCAAGUUGGAGAGAUCCAAGAGAAGGGAUCAGAAGACCUUUUAGUAUUGCCAAGUCUUGAGAGAGAGGCACUGCCUAUGAUAGAUACAAGGUCAAAGGAAGCAGGUUCCAUCAAGGAUGAGGAAACGGAAGACAAAUCAGGAGCAGAUGAUGCACCACCAAGUGACAGUAUCCGGAGUGGAAGCAACAAUGAGAAACAAGUUCAAGGGCAUAAAAUGGAUGAAAGUAUAGUAGAAAGUCAAAGAAUUCGCGCAGUAGAUGGUGAUCUUCCAGAGGAAGGAGGAAGCGCUGAGGGUGUCCUUCGAAAGGAUGGUGAUUCUGCGAAAGUGGAACAGGAUAGUGCUGCAGGAGAUGACAAAGGCCACAAAGGCGAAGUUCCUGAACAGGAAGAGAUGAAAGUUAAAGACGAGAGCGAAGCGGACGCACAGGAAAGGGCUGAAGACAAGAUGGACACCAGCAUCCAAGGGGAGGGGGCUGCAGUCCAAAACAAAGAGGAUAGUACCACAAAGACCCCUGUCAUUACAGAAGGACUAGGAACUGGAAGCACUGUAGGGGCAAGCUUGGAGACAAAGGAUGAGGGCAAGGUGAAAGACGAUGCAGUCACCAAGAAGGAGAAGGAGGCUGGCGAAGAGCCCGAACGAAUGACAGAAGGAGAGACUGAAGGAAUGACAGAAGGAGAGACAGAAGGAGAGACUGUGGUUGAGGUGGAUGAGGAGACAAAGAAGAGACACCUGGAGUUGAUCAAUGUUUGUCUUGGUGCCAUGAAACUCUGCCUUCAGAGGUUCCCACAGCAUUACAAGGCAGCUUACAGAAUGGCUUACCUCUAUGCCUACGCCCCUACCCACAAGAACUUGGCGUGGAGUAAGGACAUCCUGAUAGGUGGAAGCAGUGGGUACCCUCCCAAGACUCCCGCAGACCACAUCGUAGCACCAGGUCUCUUCUCAGAGCAGCAUAAGAGCAAGAACCUGUUCCAAGGGAUCUGGAGGAACCCUAUCCAAGACAUUGAUAGAUCUGGUAGUUUUCCAUGGCACAUGUAUCGCUCUGUGGCCCUUCUGGUGUACAUUCUGAGGGAGCUCAAAGACCACAUUCUCCUGCUUCAGGUCACCUCUAAACUCUACCGCAUUCCAGAGCAGGGAAAGAAAUACCUGAGAGAUGCAGACCGUCUUUUCUUGGCUCGCGAAGCGUUUGAUUCUUACAGGAGCACCAUCCGAUCGCGGCUCGUCGUCUCGCCAUCAGGAACAGCGGAGGAAAGUCUUGGACUCGUGCUGUCUUCCUUUCGAUGCUACCAGUACACCCAAUCAAAGCAACCCAAGCUCACAUCUCUAGCGUCGGAGCUCCUGAUCACAGCGUUUAAAGUGCUGAAAGGCAGUUCAAUCGAGUCUGAGCCAGCCUUGUUAGACCAAGCCGCACGGUUCUGUGAUCACCACAUCUCCUUUAACAAGCUACCAAGAACUCCAACCGACAGUGAAGGCAUGCUACCCAGGGGCUAUCACAGAGACUCGCCUUCCAGCUCCUCCUCAGCUAGACCUGGACUAUCUUCAGAGGGUAGGAGACCCGCCGGGUGGUCCACCUCGUCUGGCUCCGACCAGGGCGGGCUAGGUGAGCCAUCGGAGCAAGACGGAAAGACGGCAGGGAGAGGAGAAGCGAUGGAAGCUACCGAGAGUGGGUCGAGAGAGAUGAAGUCACCUGCAGAGGGCAGUGUGCUUAUGUCGUCGGGAAAGACGUCUGUGGACACUCCUGCGCAAGAGAGUGUGAGGAGCAGUGUAGAAAGGGGAGGCAAGGAAGGCGGGCCCUCGCAGGGUGAGGAGUCAAAGGUCGUGUCGCCAUUACGAAUGCAGGAGGAGAGUGGUUCCAGGAGGGCGGAAGGAAGCGGAUCGGGGAUGCCAGAGAUCGGUGUGAAGCGAAAGCUUCCCCAGAUGGAAAGCACCAGCGAGAAUAUUGCAAGUAUAGUCCAAGAAGCGGCGAGGCAGUAUGAAAAGACAGAGGCACAACGGAGAGAGAGGCUGGAGAACAGUUCCCCUGGAGUUCCGCAAGCGAAACGCUUUGCUGGGGGCAGCCCUGAGCCUCCCAGUAGCAAGGUCACCUGUGAGCCCACCUCAAGGGUUCAUAUUGGAGCUUUGGGCUCGGUGACGACGACUCCUAGACAAGUGCCUCAUCAUCAGCGGCCCAUUUCUUUACCUGGGACAAGCAAGCAUGCUGUGUCAUCAGCUUAUUCUGGAAGUAUGUCAUCGAAAAUGGGCGUUGUGAAGAAAAUGGUUGGUCCACCUCCUCAUGGUGUAUCGAGAGACCCUUCAAAAUGGUCUCAGGCAGCAGUCAGCAAACCUUCUUCUAUCCAAAGUCCACUAUCGCCAACUGGCCCACUAUCACCAGCUGGCACAGGGUCCUUUGCGGGCAGUUUCCAGAAGUUCCUGAAGACCCAGCAGCAGCACUUGAGUUCCAUUGUCAAAACAUUCAACGUCCCCAGUCCUGAAUCGUCUGUGAGACACAAUCCUGCUCCGGCUAUCAGCAAGGUCAUGGGGUCAGGGUCCUUGCUAGGUCAGGUUGGUAUCGGGUCGGUUACUCCAAAGGUGAGGCAAACUCCUGGUACAAGCGUUGCUGGAGUUCGACCCAAACUUCCAGUUGCUCCCAGCCGUGCUCCUGCAAGUCACAGCAGCAGUCAACGGCUUCCUCUAAAGCCACCUACUGGAAUCUCGCAAGUCGCCAAGAUCACAUCUUCCACUCCCUCUGCGCCAGGAGUCAGGCAGGGGUCAAAGGUCGGAGGUCACAGAGAGCAACUAGCUGCCAGGAGGGAGCACUCCUCACUGGUUCAAGCCCAGCCCGCCAUACUAUCAACAGGAAAUGUCGGUGGUAGUGGCAGUAAUUCUCAAGAAGCUUCUAAAAGGUUGAUCCAAGCUGGUAGCUCCACUGCUUCAGAGAGGCCGCAGGGUACGGGAGAGGACCUUCUAUCCAUAAUUGACAGUACGGAAGAGAAAAGGACCUAGUGCCAGUACUGUAUAUUUUUUUGCCAGUGCAAACCACCACUCUUUGGGCAUUGUUUGAAGCCUUGCAGACUUUCUUACCAAGUCAAAAUUUGUGUAUUACCACAUUUUUUGCAAUAUUUCAUUGUUGUACAUGUUGCUUCUUGCGUAAACUUCCAUGUACAAUGGAAACUAAUUGUUACAGAGAGCUCUGUUAAUAUGUAAUCAAUUUAGCCCUGAAAUUGUGUUGCAAAAGAGAUAUGACAAGUGACCCGAUAUAACAAGGUACAUUUUGCUAGUCCCAGUUCUUGCGUAUUACAAUGUUUUUUGAGGUUUUGGGGUUGUUUAAGAAAUAUAAAAAAGACACCGGAUAUAAGAAUAUUAUUUUCAUGGUCCCCAAUGUCCUUAUUGCAACCAAUUUCCACUGCAAAGUGAUACGGAUUGAGUUUUUUGAACAGCAAUGUUUAACUGCUGUGUAUUAUUUUGUAUUGAUUGUGACUGCUGGUCGACAAGUACAUGUGUUUUGCAUUUAAUGCAUCAAGAGCCAAAAAGGGAAAGUUGGUGAAGGGGAUGGGGAGAGGAGGGGGUGGGAGCCCAUUUGUAAAAUGAAAUCAGUGAGCAAUAAAAUUGUCUUUGUAGUUUGUA